AAUUAAAAUUUUUUAAAAUUUCUAUUGCCGAGUAGUUUGAAUAUACAACUAUAAAAUGUGAAAUUUUGCUUAAAUGUUGUAAAGAUUUUGCAUGAGACAACUGUUUUAUAUUAUGAAUGAAUGGUUAAGUCAGAAUCACGUGUAAACGCGAAUCAAAAGAGUGGGAAGGUUAUUUCUAGUUAUUUCGAAAACAUGGCUACUAUUCAUAGAUUGCGACUCGCGAUUAAAUUUGGGAAAAAUGUUUCAAGACCGUUAAGUCAACGUUUUGGAAGACGAAUUUUAGAAAAACAAUGCCAACGGUUCUCAGGUGUUUCUACGAGAAUUAAUUUCCAAUGCAAGCGAUGCACUUGAAAAAUUAAGAUAUAUGCGCCUAAGUGAUUCUAAAGCUGCAGAAAUUAUUGGUGAUAGAAGUUUAGAAAUUCAUAUUGGUAGUGAUAAACAAAAUAGGGUACUUAUAAUUCAAGAUACAGGAAUUGGUAUGACUCGAGAAGAAUUAAUAUCAAAUUUAGGAACUAUAGCUAGAUCUGGUUCUAGGGCAUUUUUGGAAAAAUUAAAGGAGAAACAAGAUGUCGGUGAUACAUCCCAAAUUAUUGGACAAUUUGGUGUUGGUUUUUAUAGUGCUUUUAUGGUUGCUGAUAAAGUAGAAGUAUUUACAAAGUCAUAUGCACCAGAUGCUGAAGGUCUUUGCUGGGUUUCUGAUGGUUCAAAUGCAUUUAAAAUUUCAAAGGCCGAAGGAGUUCAACCAGGAACAAAAAUUGUUAUACAUCUGAAUGUCGAAUGUCGGGAAUAUAGCGAUGAAGACACGGUUAAUCGCAUUAUGGAUGCUCGAUCCUAAAGAUAUUACGCCAACGCAACAUAAAGAAUUUUAUAUGUUCAUUGGAAACUGUUUCGAUUCUCCGCGAUUUACAUUACAUUAUUCAACUGACGUUCCACUUAAUAUAAGAGCGUUACUAUAUUUCCCAGAACAAAAACCACCAUUAUAUGAUUUUACGAAAGGUGAAGUAAGCGGAGUCUCGUUAUAUAGUCGUAAAGUUUUAAUUAAAAGUAAGGUGGACACUAUUUUGCCAAAAUGGAUGCGUUUUAUCAAAGGAGUAGUUGAUUCCGAAGAUAUUCCUCUUAAUUUAAGUCGUGAAUUGUUACAGAAUAGUACCUUGAUCGGGAAAUUGCGCAAUGUUGUAACUGCUCGAGUGUUAAAAUUUUUGAAUGGAAAAGCUCAGAAACAAACUGAGGAGUAUGAUAAAUUUUAUAAAGAUUAUAGUAUCUUCUUAAAAGAAGGUAUUGUGAGCAGUGAUGAUCAGAAAGAGAAGGAGAGUAUAGCUAAACUUUUACGAUUUGAGUCAUCUGCAAAACCACCAGAAGAAUUGGUAAAUCUAACAGAUUAUUGCGCACGAAUGCCUUCUGAUCAAAAUAAGAUUUACUAUUUGUUAGCACCAAACCGAAAAUUAGCCGAACAAUCGCCAUAUUACGAAUCUCUAAAGAAAAGAAAUAUCGAAGUAUUAUUUUGUUAUGAAGCACAUGAUGAUGUGAUUUUCUUGCACUUAAGACAGUUUAAUUCUCACAAGCUGACUUCUAUCGAAGAAGAAUUACGUGAAUCGGAUUCAAAAUCUGAUAGUCCUGGUAUUAUUAAUCAAACUGAAAUUAAUGAUCUUAUAACAUACAUGAAGAAAACUUUAUCCGAAAAAGCACACAAUAUUAAAACAACGACUCGACUUGAAUCACAUCCGUGUGUUAUCACAGUCCAAGAAAUGGCAAGUGCAAGACAUUUUGCCCGCAUACAAACCCGUCAAAUGGGAGAUGAAAUGUUGUACACCCUGCUUCGACCAUGUUUAGAGAUAAAUCCUAAACAUUCCCUCAUUAAAAAGCUUUGUCAGUUAAUAAAAACCGAUACAAAAUUGGCAGAUCUUCUUAUAAAACAGUUAUUCACUAACAGUAUGGUAGAAGCUGGUUUAAUUGAAAAUCCACGUAUAUUAUUAGAAUCAUUGAAUGAAUUACUGACCACAGCAUUAGAGAAACAUCAGUGAAGUCACUGAUUUGCAAAAUUAUUUUUCAAUAAAUUACACGUUGUAUAUACAAGCGCUUCAAAUAAAAUAACUAAUUGACAAUUGUACAAUUAUUUGAUUAAAAUUUAUUUUGCAAAUGAUAAAAUGUAUUUGUUAUCAGUUAUAUUUUUUAUUUUUGUGGAAUAAAUCAUUUGUUGUAUCUUAUUAA
Heterotrigona itama is the source of this 2208-nucleotide messenger RNA. Lineage: Eukaryota; Metazoa; Arthropoda; Insecta; Hymenoptera; Apidae. The record is from the annotation of a GenBank genome assembly.